AUGAUGCCCGAAGGAAUAACUAGAGCUGAUAUUUUCUUUACACUUCUGAGAGUGUCGUUGUUUUCUGUUACGGCUUUGUUAACAGCUAAGCUGUUAAUGAAGCACCUUGAUCCUACGAAUAAAAGGAAAACCUAUGCAGCAAAAACGGCUACCGAUCUACUGGACCGACUAGGAAUCAAAAUUGCCAAACAACUAACAGAAUAUGAAUUGAUGAUAGCUAAUCAUCUCGUCGAUCCCCAGAGUAUUACAGUCUCCUGGGAUAGUAUAGGAGGGCUAGGCCAUGUUAUUCAAGAAAUUCAGGAAACUGUCAUAUUGCCAAUUAGGAGAAGAGAACUAUUCAGCAAUUCACAAUUGACUCAACCCCCUAAAGGAGUAUUAUUACAUGGGCCACCAGGAUGCGGAAAGACUAUGAUUGCUAAAGCUACUGCCAAAGAAGCAGGAACUAACUUCAUCAACUUAGACCUGUCCAUCCUCACAGAUAAAUGGUACGGAGAGAGUCAGAAAUUAGCCUCUGCUGUCUUCUCAUUAGCUGUUAAAUUGCAACCUUGCAUCAUUUUUAUUGAUGAAAUAGAUUCAUUCCUCAGAAGUCGUAAUGUGCAAGAUCAUGAAGCUACGGCUAUGAUGAAAGCUCAGUUCAUGACAUUGUGGGAUGGUCUGAACACUGAUCCUGGAACAACUGUGAUUGUGAUGGGUGCGACUAACAGGCCCCAUGAUUUGGAUAAAGCUAUUCUCCGUCGUAUGCCUGCAAUUUUUCACAUUCCUCUUCCUACUCUUGUCCAGAGGAAAGAUAUAUUAAACCUUGUGAUGUCUGGUGAACCAUUGGCUGAUAAUGUUGAACUCAGUGGUAUAGCUGCAAAUACGGAAGGCUUCUCUGGAUCUGAUCUCAAGGAGCUCUGUCGCAAUGCUUCACUUUAUAGAGUUCGUGAUUAUGUGGCAAAUACCCAGUUCUGUGAUAAACUGAAGGACAGAGGUAUCAAUUCCAAUGCAAUAAAGCUCAGUGAAGAUCAAGAAGAAUUUCAUGAUACAUUACGACCCAUUACGAUGGAUGACCUUACCAAAUCUUUAAAGAAAAUGAGAGAUGCUAAAGUCAAUACAUCUACUUUAACUCUUGAUUGA
This is a messenger RNA of Nezara viridula (southern green stink bug), 1116 nucleotides long. The record is from the annotation of a GenBank genome assembly. Lineage: Eukaryota; Metazoa; Arthropoda; Insecta; Hemiptera; Pentatomidae.